Messenger RNA from Drosophila eugracilis, 937 nucleotides. RefSeq lists its product as uncharacterized. The transcript is spliced from 2 exons. The record is from RefSeq and is a predicted model, not a curated record. Gene Ontology annotation, molecular function: ubiquitin protein ligase activity; ubiquitin-like protein conjugating enzyme binding. The coding region runs from base 46 to 819 and encodes 257 amino acids. Gene Ontology annotation, biological process: ubiquitin-dependent protein catabolic process. NCBI's taxonomy places the organism in Eukaryota, Metazoa, Arthropoda, Insecta, Diptera, Drosophilidae. Gene Ontology annotation, cellular component: endoplasmic reticulum.
GUUGGAGCAUUCGUUUGUAUUUGUCAACAAAAAAUUUAAAGCGAAAUGGAAGUUGCUCAAGGAAACAAUCUUCCUAUCAAUCUUCUUCAAUACGAUUUGAAUCAAGAAGGUGCCCGAAAUGAGCUAUUGCAAGGUAAUCGUCCAGCUGAAGAAACUCUACCCGUAGAGAAUACGAAAGAAGCUGUGAAGCCAGCAGGGAAUCCAGAUAAGAUGGAACCCCAGCAACUGCAGGCAAAUGUCCUGGCACAACGAAAUAUAUCCAAUUCGGGUGGCGGAGAUGCCGAAGUGUUCACUGCGAUACCUACUGAGGUAAAAAUGCGCCCCAAAAUAGAUCACAUGGCACCCUAUCUGUGCAAUGAGUGUCAUCAGUAUGUGGUCGAAGGGGUCAUCCCCAUCUGUGGCCAUCUAUUUUGCUGGACAUGCCUGUGGCCUAAGCUAAAGGAAGCGAGUUCUCCUGAAUGCCCACGUUGCAAGCAUCGCUUGAUACUGCACGAAGAUAUCUUUCCCUUGUACGGCGAGGGACCCAAUGCCAACUUGGAUGUUAGCAAUGAGGCGGAACAGCCUGAUUCAGUUCCUCGUCCCAGUGGCUUGUAUCUCACCGAUUCCAAAGUUCCCAGGUGGUUCAGGGUAAACGAUCCCAAAGGUGAUCGCCAUCGGGCAUACCAUCAGGUGAAUAGUGAGAGGGAUUUUUACUCUAUAAUGGAUCAACUGCCUGUGCGGCAUCCUUGGAUCGCGAUGCAAGUGGAAUUUCUCAGGAGGUUCCAAAUCGGAUGUGCCAUCCUCCUCUACGUGAUGUGGCUCACAUUCUCACUGACCUAAGUGGUAGCUGUUGUAUGUUUUUAAUUUUUCUUAAUUUUGUUUGUUUUUAUUUGGUGACCAAGAGAAAGGGCUAGCGCUGGCAGUCCUACAAUAAAUUUUUUGUGAGUGUAAAUAAUAA